Molecule: messenger RNA, 324 nt
Organism: Ambispora gerdemannii
Lineage: Eukaryota; Fungi; Glomeromycota; Glomeromycetes; Archaeosporales; Ambisporaceae
Source: the annotation of a GenBank genome assembly
AUGACCACAAAUCGUACGGCGCGUCAAAGAAGCGCAUGCCAUUUGUGGGCGAGUCAAAUCCCAAAUAUUGCGAUAUCCACACGGAUUCUGAACACUUAUUUUAUUAUAUUUAUGUGGGUUGGGCAUAAGUUCGAAAAGAUAGUGGAUGGGAUAAAUAGAAAUCUGAAAAAUAAUUUCCGCUCGAUUCUGAGCUUAGCUAAAUAUAGAUCUUCUUUAGUAUUUGCAAAGACCCCAAAGUAUAGGAGCAUCUAUCUUUGCUUCGCAAAAGGCUUAGGGACCGAGCGUGUGGACAUAAUUCCAUCAGUGACGAUUGAUGACACAUGA